ACCCUUGAAAAUCGAAAACUCUGUCAUCUGAAGACAACUGAAACAAAAACAAAAACAAAAAGAAACUAAAUUAAUUUUCUAGAAACAAAAUUGGAAGAAAAAAAAAAAAAGAAACCUGGUCGAACCCGAAAUCAAGAUAGCCGAAGCUGGAAAGUUUCAGGAGAAGAGAAAGAAGCGGCGGAACAAGAAGAAGAUGUUGUUUCAAGUGGGAGGACAAGGGGCUCGUCCCACCUUCUUUGAAAUGGCUGCUGCUCAGCAACUCCCGGCUAGUCUCCGUGGAGCUCUCACUUACUCAAUUGGGGUAUUGGCAUUGAGAAGGCCGUUCCUUCAUAAGGUCUUAGACUAUGAAGAUGAAUUCUUUGCUUUGCUGAUGUUGGUUCUUGAGACUCAUAGUCUUCGAAAUACAGAUGCUUCUUUUUCUGAGUCUCUAUAUGGUUUGCGGAGGAGAGCAGCAAAAAUAAGAACAAAACAGGCUGAUAUCCGAUCAAAGUCUAAUGAUGGGAUCCAACACUCUAGUCUAGAAAAGCGCCAGAGAGUUCUUUCAGUUGUAUUUUUGGUUGUUUUGCCCUACCUUAAGUCAAAAUUGCAUUCAAUUUAUAACAAAGAAAGGGAAGCCAGGCUUCAAGCUAGUUUAUGGGGUCCUGGUGAUGAGAGAUUUGAAGAUGUUGACUUUGAUGAAGCUGAGGCUUCUAUUGCUUCAAGAACAUCCACAGAAACUGAAGCAACAAUAAGAACACGAUUGGCAAAGAAUAUUCAGAAAAUUAUAGGUGUAUGUUAUCCAUGGCUUCAUGCUACCACUGAAGGACUAACAUUUACUUAUCAACUUUUAUAUCUUCUGGAUGCUACUGGGUUCUAUUCUGUUGGAUUACAUGCACUUGGGAUUCAUGUUUGUCGAGCAACGGGGCAAGAAUUGAUGGAUACGUCUUCUAGAAUAUCCAAAAUUCGAAAUCGUGAGCGUGAGAGGCUUCCAGGUCCUCCAUGGUUAAAGGCAGUACAAGGAGCUUUGCUUAAAUGCACAUAUGCUGUGUUGGACUAUGCACAGACCGGUUUAAUUGCUGCAGUAUUUAUCUUUAAAAUGAUGGAAUGGUGGUAUCAAUCUGCCGAGGAGAGAAUGUCAGCUCCAACUGUGUAUCCUCCACCGCCGCCACCACCACCCCCAAAGGUCGCCAAGGAUGGGAUCCCCUUGCCACCCGAUAGAAAAAUCUGUCCAUUGUGCUCACAGAAGCGUGCAAAUCCAUCAGUAGUUACAGUUUCAGGGUUUGUCUUCUGUUAUGCUUGUAUACACAAGUAUGUUUCUCAGUAUAAGCGCUGCCCUGUCACAUUAAUGCCAGCAGACAUUGACCAGAUAAGGCGACUCUUUCACGACAUGUGACAUCCUUGCUGGAUACUGUGGAUGUAAAUUAAUUCAUUUUUAUACAUUUUCAACAGCCAAAUCAUCGAUAAAAGUAAAGCUGCCAAUGCGCAAUGAGGGCCAAGACGAACACAAGAAGAUAAUGUAGGGAAUUCCUGUUGCCAUUAUUUCUGGCGUUCUCAAAAGUUACUUUAUAUGUAAACGCUUAGAUAACUUUGAAACUACAAAUAUCCUACUAUGGUCAGUCACCAUAGAAACACUAUUGUACACCCCAAAAAAAUCCAUUUACAGUAAAUCUAUAAUUUCGUCAUUAACGUGUACCACAUCGAACAUUUUUAAAAAAAAUUCAAGUAUCACGUUUGACCUUGUGA
This is a messenger RNA of Gossypium raimondii (Peruvian cotton), 1722 nucleotides long. Its product is annotated as peroxisome biogenesis protein 12. Gene Ontology annotation, cellular component: peroxisomal membrane; peroxisomal importomer complex. Bases 194 to 1372 code for a protein of 392 amino acids. NCBI's taxonomy places the organism in Eukaryota, Viridiplantae, Streptophyta, Magnoliopsida, Malvales, Malvaceae. The transcript is spliced from 10 exons. Gene Ontology annotation, molecular function: protein binding; ubiquitin-protein transferase activity; zinc ion binding. The record is from RefSeq and is a predicted model, not a curated record. Gene Ontology annotation, biological process: protein import into peroxisome matrix; protein monoubiquitination.